AUGGGUAAACUCAUCAAGAACCAUUGGGCCCGCCUCAUCGUCCUCACUGCUGCAAUCUACCAAGUAGCAGCAGCGAUCGAAGGCUAUUUCUGGCCCAAAAUCUUCUGGGACUUCCUGACCAAGAACCUAGACGGGGCCGUCAAACCUAUCCCCGUCCUGCAAACCAUCAACCUGAUCUCCGGGCUCGUCAUGCUGGCAUGGGAAUGGCCGCUGGGAUUCCUGGCUGGUACUGCUAUCCACCGCAGUAUCGAGGCGAGGCUCGUGGCGCUGCCGAUGUGUGCUUUAGUCGCGGCGUUGAUGUACCAGGCGACGAAUCCGGCGAUUUAUUAUGUGAUAGGGAUGGGUGUUUAUUUUUGGGCUUAUAGUGAGGGGGAGGUCGUGGUAGCUGUACCGUGGUCUCUACCCCCACGUGGUGGUAAUUUUGGCAAAGUAUAG
Lachnellula hyalina is the source of this 435-nucleotide messenger RNA. RefSeq lists its product as uncharacterized. The transcript is spliced from 3 exons. NCBI's taxonomy places the organism in Eukaryota, Fungi, Ascomycota, Leotiomycetes, Helotiales, Lachnaceae. Bases 1 to 435 code for a protein of 144 amino acids. The record is from RefSeq and is a predicted model, not a curated record.